Molecule: messenger RNA, 1659 nt
Organism: Saimiri boliviensis boliviensis (Bolivian squirrel monkey)
Lineage: Eukaryota; Metazoa; Chordata; Mammalia; Primates; Cebidae
Source: RefSeq, a predicted model, not a curated record
AGUCACUGAAAGGGCCCCAGGGUGGGAUGGUGGGGGAUAAGAACCAUGAGAGGAGCUGGUACAAGGGAGUUAUGGGACCAAGGCGAGAGAGGCAGAACAGAAAAUGCUGCCAGCUGAUGGGGAGGAAAGGAAGUCAGAGGCUUGGACACUGAGGGGACAACAUCUCCGUGUGCCUCCAUGAAAGAUCCAGAGAGCGCACACCAACUACAAAGAGCCCUGGACUCGAGCUCCAUCACAACCAGUGAACUGAAUAACACAAUCGACGUAUUGCCCUCGAGCCACUGUGAAGCAGUCCUUGAGCAGCAGUUACAGCAGUUUCUGCAGGAGCGGGAACUGCUGAAAGCACAGGUGGCAGAGGUGACAGAGUGUCUUAAGAAAGCUCAGCUAGAAAGAGACACAUACGCUCAACAACUCAAAACAGAGAGGGCACGGUGGCAGCAGCAAUUGCUGAAAAUGGCAGGAGAAAUUGAAAUAUUCGAAAUGGAGAAAAGGCAGGAUGCAAUUAAAAUUGAGGAGCUGAAGGGGAGCCUUGCCCACUUACAAAACCAUCUGGCUGAACCCCCAAUCCUGAAGCACCCAGCAGGGCGCUCUGACUUGAAGAAAAAACUAAAAACUGAAAUCAAGUACCUGAGAGAUGAGCUGCAGGAACAGGAGAGACUGCAGGAGGUGAAAAUGAGGCUCCGGGAGCAGGAGGUGCCAUUUCUGAACGCUCCUGGAGCCGGUACCCAGGAGGAGCAGGCACAGCUCUGUGAGCAACUCCAGCAACAACAGGUGUGCUGCCAGCAGCAGGCUCACCCGGUGGCCUCGGCCCUGAGGGAGCCAGAGGCAGCAGCCGGGGCCACAGGGACUAGGAGCGAACAUGGGCAUGGGGAGACCCAGCGGGCCCUGCAGGAAGCCAUCCACAAGCUGCAGAGAGACUUCAUUGACAUUGUGAAGGAGAAUGCGGACCUCAAGGAGCGGGUGGAAAAACUAGAACUCGGACUGAUCCAGCUCUCUGGAGAAAGAGACAUGAUAAGAAAGUCCGUCAAACCAAAUGACCGUGAGAGGGCAGUGGCCAAGACCCAGCACCAGAAGAAGAACGAUGUUAGCAUGCUGUCCCAGGCCGAGGAGGGGAUGAAGGUGAAGCGACAGGAGCUGCAGGGGCCAGUGAUGCAGCUUAUGAUCAACCACGAGGUCCAGCACCCUGCUCAUGAUUCCACUCCAGGGGCCCCAGCCCCCCAGGAGCUUGGUGAUACUGACGAGGAUGAAUUUUAUGAGGUGAGCCUGGACGAUGACAGCGACAGCCUGGAGCCUGCAGGAGGGAGGGUACACCACACCCCACUGCACAGCAGAUGGCACAUGGCUUUGUGAGCUGCGGGACGGCCAGCAACACCGGCCCUUGGGCAGCAGUCCCUCUAUGCCAUCCUUUUACCCCGCUGCUGCGAAGGAAGAAGUAAACAUCACCAUCAACUAAGAGCUGGCCAAGAAAUUUACAAAGGAACAAAGUUAUAGGAUUAGUCUUCUACAUGUUACUUUAUUUAGAUGUUAGAGCCACUCAUGAUGAUUUGUGUUUUUAAUUUAUAGUUUAUUUGUAAAAAGUUAAAGGAGAGUGGGUCUUCGUGUGGCUUUCACUGAUGUUCACUCUGGCAUCCUUCAGCAUUUUUAAUUUGAUAAUCAUAG